UUGGCGGCGGCAGUGACUCAGGGAUGUCACGUCGCCGUGGCGGCCAUCUGGGCUCACAGGGACGACGCGCACACGGUGCGAUACUGCGGGCCGGAGAACAUCGAUUCUAUGCACAAGUUGCGGAUCGAUUCAAGGAGGACGAUCGGAGAUGCAGAUGUGGAUCUGAGAUGCUGUUGCGCCAGCUCAUCGAAAAACAUCACUGAUCUCGCCUACAAGAGAUUCUCACUCUCAUCAAGUGACCAAACUUGCGCGCAUCUGCGGGAGAUUCAGAGAUUGACGUGGUGGUGA
This is a messenger RNA of Linum tenue, 288 nucleotides long. The record is from the annotation of a GenBank genome assembly. NCBI's taxonomy places the organism in Eukaryota, Viridiplantae, Streptophyta, Magnoliopsida, Malpighiales, Linaceae.